This is a messenger RNA of Punctularia strigosozonata HHB-11173 SS5, 1608 nucleotides long. RefSeq names its product cytochrome P450. NCBI's taxonomy places the organism in Eukaryota, Fungi, Basidiomycota, Agaricomycetes, Corticiales, Punctulariaceae. Bases 1 to 1608 code for a protein of 535 amino acids. Gene Ontology annotation, molecular function: iron ion binding; heme binding; monooxygenase activity. The record is from RefSeq and is a predicted model, not a curated record. The transcript has 11 exons.
AUGAAGCUCCCCUUCGAGCUUGACUCGCUCAACUUCGGGCUUUUCUCGCCCUGUUCGACCACUUACACGGCGCUCGGUGCCCUGACCGCUGUUCUGAUCGUCGUCUACUCCUACUCCAUUGCGAAGGACAGGAAGCGGCGAGGUCGAACACCUUAUCCUCCCGGACCCAAGGGCGAACUACUUUUCGGCAACGCGCGCCAGAUCCCGCCCCAGAAGCAAUGGGAACACUUCGCAAAAUGGCGCGAGGAGUACGGUCCGCUCGUGUUCAUGCGCAUUCUGAGCACGCCUUACAUCGUCAUCAACUCGGGCAAGGUCGCAUUCGAGUUGCUCGACAAGCGUAGCGGCAUCUACAGCGACCGCCCUCAAAGUAUCAUGGCAAUGGAGCUGGUCGGAUGGGACUUUAACAUGACGCUUGUCCCUUACACCACGCCCAACGACAAGUGGAGACGUCACCGGCGAGUCAUGCACCAGGCGCUCAAUUCCCGCGCUGUGGACAAGUACAAGUCGAUGCAGCUAGCAGAAACACAUCUCUUCCUCCAGCGCGUCGUCGACAACCCCGAAAAUCUCGAUCCUGAUGUUCGUCGCUUGGCUGGCUCGACUAUAAUGAAGAUGGCGUAUGGCUAUACUGUCAAGGCGGACGAUCCUUACGUCCACAUGGUCGAACACGCUGUCGAUGGUCUCACGCAAACCCUUGGCGUCGGUUUCCUAGUCGAUGCUCUGCCUUUCUUGAAAUACGUGCCGGGAUGGUUCCCUGGUGCCGGGUUUAAAACGCUCGCCAAAGAAUGGCGAGUUAGCACGCGCGGUAUAUUGGAAAAGCCUUGGGCUCAUCUGAUGGACGAAUACUACGCUGGCAAGGCUCGCGAGUCGUAUUGCACCACCCUUCUGGAAGCUCAUGGCGGUCCCGCGUGCGACGCUGAGAUGCAAGAGACAAUCAAAGAGACCAGCGCCGUCAUCUACGCAGCCGGCGCGGACUCGACGCUUUCUCUCAUCUGCUCCUUCUUUCUUGCCAUGGUGCUCCAUCCCAACGUGCUCAAACGCGCGCAAGAGGAACUCGACCGCGUCGUCGGCUCCGAUCGGUUGCCCACCUUCGAAGACCGCCCCAACUUGCCCUACGUUGACUGCGUCAUCCGGGAGACCUACCGAUGGAAUCCCGCGGCGCCGAUUGGCGUGGCUCAUCGGCUCACGCAGGAUGACGUGUAUGAGGGCAUGUUCAUCCCGGAGGGCACGACGAUUCUGCCCAACAUCUGGGGCAUGAUGCACGACCCUGAGUUGUACGGUGAGGAUCACCUUGAUUUCAGGCCAGAGCGCCACGAAGGCCUUUCGGAGAAAAGGUUCAAGGAAACCGACCCCCGCAACUUCGCCUUCGGCUUCGGUCGCCGCAUCUGCAUCGGACAAUACUUCGCUGACAACGCUCUCUUCAUCGCUCUCUCGUCCAUCAUGCACUGUCUGGAUAUCCGUAAGAAGAUUGGUCCCGAUGGCAAGGUGGUCGAGCCAAAGGUCGAGUACCCCCACUUCGUCGGCCACCCUGCACCAUUCGACUGCGACAUCAAGUUGCGGGACGAGAAGAAGGGUUUGCUGAUCCGCGAGGCUAUUGCCGAUGGCCGUUGA